Molecule: messenger RNA, 2306 nt
Organism: Neltuma alba
Lineage: Eukaryota; Viridiplantae; Streptophyta; Magnoliopsida; Fabales; Fabaceae
Exons: 3
Coding region: 361-2175 (604 amino acids)
Source: RefSeq, a predicted model, not a curated record
UCCCUCUCAGGAUUUCUGAAGCGAAGACAAGUCUAAAGCUUCCGUUUUUAUCUCUAACAGUCUAACGUAACUUUCCAUUUUUUGACAGGUUCCACUUUCUUUCUCGGUCGACCCUCAAUUCCCUUUAGACAUUCAAAGACGCCAGGAGGGGGCUGAAGACUGAAGAUGAUCUUUCAUGACCCACCUUUUCUUUGCCUAACAGUUUCCAGCUCACCAAAACACUGAAAAAUAAAGACGAUGAUGCUGACCACAAUUGUUUCUUGACUUCCAUGAAGUCUGUGCAGGUCAUUCGUCGAACUCAAUUUCAUUUAUUCGGGAAGUUGGGUUCGUUCCCCUGAAAUUCGCUCACAAUUUCGAACUAUGUCCUCGUGGCAGCAGACCCUCAAUUUGGAGAAAUCGAUCUUCAGCAACAAACCCAACAAGAUCAGGAAGCGAGGUUCUUCCUCCUCGUCCUCGUCUUCUUUGGUCCGAAAAUACCGAUUUAAGCGGGCAGUUUUGGUGCCCAUGUGGAACAUUAGGACUAAGUCUCCUUCUACGGGGACCCAACUCACAAAGCCUUUGUCUUCUUCUGUGAUAAGUGGCAAAGAGAAGGACCUUUCAGUGUCUGCGAGGAAGCUUGCUGCUACAUUGUGGGAAGUCAACGAUUUGCCUGCCUCGAAAGGGAAGAAGGAUUUAGGUGCAGAAAAAGUGAGAAGCAAGGAGAUAAGGAAGCAGAAAGCUGCCAACUCAUCGAAGCUAUAUUUGUCAGAUUCAUCAUAUAGUCCCAUCUCUGGAUCUGAGCGAAUGAAAGGGUUUGAAGGUGAGGGCAGUAGAAGAAGAGAAUCGGUGGCAUCUCAUAAACUUCAACUGGCAGAUUGCUACUUGGGAGGCUUUGAUGAUCUUGGCAAUAUCAAUUUCAAUGAGGGAGGUAAUCAGCAAAGAAAUAGUGCGUAUAGCAAGGACAUCGUUGAAGUCAAGAACAAUCUCAGCAAAGCUAGAACUGGCUUAUCUACAUCGAAGAAGCUUCUCAAGGCAUUAAAUCAAAUAUGCCUCCAUGAACAUCACACGUCAACCAUGCCUUUGAUCUUAGCCCUACGCAGCGAGCUCGAUCAGGUCUGCAACCAAAUUGAUCAAGUAAUCCAAGAACAGGGUUCAAAACAGAACGAUAUAGAGCAUCUCUUGAAGCAUUUCGCUGAAGAAAAGGCCGCUUGGAAAAGAAGAGAGCAAGGCAAGGUUCGUGAUGCAUUAUCACGCAUGGCAGAAGAGAUUGAAGUGGAGAAGAGGCUGAGAAGGCAAACUGAGAGGUUGAACAAGAAGAUUGCUCAAGAAAUGGCCGAUGUAAAAGCUUCCCAUUUGAAAAUUUCAGACGAGCUAGAAACGGAGAGAAGGGCAAGGGAGACUCUGGAGCAAAUUUGUGAUGAACUAGCUAAAGAUAUUGGGGAAGACAGAGCCAAGGUAGAAGAAUUGAGAAGAGAGUCAGCGAAAGUUCGAGAUGAGGUAGAAAAGGAGCGAGAAAUGCUUCAGUUUGCUGAUGUUUUGCGUGAGGAAAGAGUCCAUAUGAAACUUUCAGAGGCUAGGUAUCAAUUUGAGGAGAAAAAUGCCGUGUUCGAAAAGCUAAGAAAUGAGCUUGAAGCCUUCCUCAAAAAUAAAGGUGAAAAUCGUGAUGUUUCUCCCCUGUUGAAAAAAAUCAAAGAUAUCGGAUCAUAUCUUAAUAGAUGCCGCUGGGGAUCUGAAUCUACAGAGAAAAAGGACCAUAUAGAUGUUGGGGAUAGAGUAAAGCAAGGAGAUGAUGAAUCGGAUGAUAGUGAUCUCCAUUCCAUUGAAUUGAGCUUGGACAAUAACAAGAGAAGCCUCAAAUGGAGUUAUGCUUAUGAUAAUGACGCAGGAGAUGAACUCAAAAGAGUUUCAAGUGAUGGUAUAGGAAGGAAAUCUUUGUCCGAAAGAAUUCAGUGGGGGAAUAUUUGCUUCAACAAGAAGGAUUUUGGCCUAAAAAUACAGAAAAAUUCUGAUGGAUUAGAUCAUGAAGGAUCGAGUGAAUUGCUCUCGAGAGCUCAGACACUUGAUAAAAGCCAUGAAAUAGACAAUUAUUGGUCUAAAUCCAUGCCCUUGCAGUUGCAGGAUGAUAGUGGCGAAGCCGAGAUAAGUUUUUUGCUGGAAGGAGAUCAGCUGAAGCAAGAGGCUGCAGGCAGAAUAUAAAAUUUUAAACAAGGCUUUCGAAAAUUGAUGUAAUAGAUAGGUUCUGUCAUUUUUGUUUUCAAUUCCUAAUGUUUUUUGCCCCUGCUUUUUUUCUUUUCAAGUGUUAAAAAGUUUCAUUGAUCAGCACAGCA